AUGACUUCAGCUGGGGAGAGGCAACAUUAUGCACUUGCCCUCAUCAAAUCUCUUUUUGGCCAUCUUCCAGAUAAUUUUCAUAUUGGGCUGUUAUAUGACAUAGGUUGUCAACUGGAACAGAACUGCAGGAAGUGGGGUUUUCUCAAGUCAUUUCUGCCAUGUAUUUCUUUUGCCAUCUCAGUAUUUCAUGCCUUUGGUCAUCAAUGGGCAUGUCAGCUUAUCUAUCACCCCCAAAAAUGUGAAGGAUUUGGGCUAUCUGAUGGAGAGGGAUGUGAGCAUUUUUGGAGUUCAAUCAAAGGGCUGAUACCAUCUCUUUGUGUUUCUGGGGUAUGUGUGCAGUAUGCCACAUCUGUUUCAAGCUAA
Pisolithus orientalis is the source of this 363-nucleotide messenger RNA. RefSeq lists its product as uncharacterized. Lineage: Eukaryota; Fungi; Basidiomycota; Agaricomycetes; Boletales; Pisolithaceae. The record is from RefSeq and is a predicted model, not a curated record. Bases 1 to 363 code for a protein of 120 amino acids. The transcript has a single exon.